Messenger RNA from Anthostomella pinea, 477 nucleotides. NCBI's taxonomy places the organism in Eukaryota, Fungi, Ascomycota, Sordariomycetes, Xylariales, Xylariaceae. The record is from the annotation of a GenBank genome assembly.
AUGGAAUUCUACGUCGAUGGUGGAUGCCGAAACAAUGGCUAUACGAAUGCCACCGGACCCGCAGCUGCAUGUCUGAUGGCGAGAAGCGGUAGCUACUGGUCUAAGACGCGCCAUCUAGAUCGCUGGCCUGUCACACCCACCAACCAGCGAGCGGAGAUCGUUGCCAUCAUCAUCGCUCUUGAAUGGGCCUUGGAAAGGUACGACGACCUUAAUGGGUAUCCCCGAUUGCAAGUGACGAUACAUUCCGACUCGAGAUACGCCGUCGGCUGCAUGACGGAUUGGAUCUACAAGUGGUCCCAAAAUGGCUGGGUUAACGCUCGGGGAAACGACGUCGCAAAUCGCGAUCUCAUCCAGGAAGCUUCUGAUCUGGAUGAUCGAGUCAAAGAGCUGGGCAGAGUCGACUAUGUCUUCGUGCCGCGGGAGCAGAACAGGAAUGCGGAUGAGGAAUGCAAUGAGGCGCUGGACGAACAGGAAUGA